This is a messenger RNA of Trifolium pratense (red clover), 1705 nucleotides long. Its product is annotated as outer mitochondrial transmembrane helix translocase-like. Gene Ontology annotation, cellular component: mitochondrial outer membrane. The record is from RefSeq and is a predicted model, not a curated record. Gene Ontology annotation, molecular function: ATP hydrolysis activity; ATP binding. The transcript is spliced from 5 exons. The coding region runs from base 242 to 1408 and encodes 388 amino acids. Lineage: Eukaryota; Viridiplantae; Streptophyta; Magnoliopsida; Fabales; Fabaceae.
UCCAACAACAAUUUUACAACGAUCAGCCCAGCCCAAAAAAAUCUCAAUAGUCGUCAUCCACAAUUCAAAACAUUGAGGGAUUCUUGCAACUUCCAGGAACCCAUUUUUUCGGUAAAACCAGACCAGGAUUUCGGUCGGCGACAAACAAAGUACAAAAUCGAAAAACAAUCUCUUGUCUCUAAACAAACCCUAACCUUUAUCAUCAUAAUUUGAAAAUUUGUUUGUUGAAUUAACAGACAAAAUGGGUUCAUCAGAUACGAAGCUCCUUCAAGAUAUUUUGUUAUACGCGGCAAGCGCUGCAUUGAGUUGCUUGGUAUUGGUAACCGGGUUGCACUACUUAGACCCGAACCGUGAAUCUUCAAAGAAGGCUCUUGAACAUAAGAAAGAGAUUGCAAAGCGUUUAGGUCGUCCCCUUAUUAAUACAAAUUCUUAUGAGGAUGUAAUAGCCUGUGAUGUAAUAAAUCCUGACCACAUUGACGUAGAGUUUGACUCCAUCGGGGGACUGGCAACCAUUAAAGAAGCUUUAUUUGAGCUUGUGAUUCUUCCCCUGAAGCGACCUGACUUGUUUUCGUAUGGAAAACUCCUUGGACCUCAAAAGGGGGUCCUGUUGUACGGACCCCCUGGCACGGGGAAAACCAUGCUUGCCAAAGCUAUUGCCAAAGAGUCAGGAGCAGUUUUCAUUAAUGUGAGGAUAUCCAACCUGAUGAGCAAAUGGUUCGGAGAUGCUCAAAAGCUUGUGACUGCUGUAUUUAGCUUGGCUCAUAAGCUUCAGCCUGCCAUCAUAUUCAUUGACGAAGUUGACAGUUUUUUGGGUCAACGUCGUCAAUCAGAUCAUGAGGCUUUGUUAAACAUGAAAACUGAGUUCAUGGCUCUAUGGGAUGGAUUCACUACCGACCAGAAUGCCCGAGUUAUGGUACUUGCAGCAACUAAUCGUCCUUCAGAACUUGAUGAAGCAAUACUUCGGCGUUUUCCUCAAGCCUUUGAAAUUGGAAUGCCAAACCAGAAGGAAAGGGCCGAGAUAUUGAAGAUUAUCUUAAAGGAUGAGAAGGUUGAAGAUAACAUAGACUUUGGUUCUAUAGCUAAAUCAUGUAAGGGUUACACUGGAUCAGAUCUAUUUGAUCUUUGCAAAAAGGCCGCCUAUUUUCCGAUUAGAGAACUGCUGGAUUACGAGAAGAAAGGGAAACAAUCUCCUGAACAGGAACCUAGACCUUUGUCACAGUUAGAUUUGGAGAAGGCCCUUUCCACUUCACGGAAGACAACGGUUGCUGCAAAUGAAUACUGCAGAAUGAACCAACCGUCAUCAUCUGGCGAUUCAGGUGAUUAUCAAGUUCAAGCUGCAAUCAAUGAAUUCUCUAAGCUUAUGAUUUCUCAAAUGAUUAACCUCCAAUCAGAUUCCCAGGAUCCUUAAAUUUUUUAUUUUCUCUUGAGCAUUCUUGUUGUACUACCAUUUAGCCUUAGUCCGGAUUUUAACAGCGAUAAGUUAGUCAUACUAGUUCUAGAACAUGUAUUUUUUUUUUUUUUUUUAAUAUUAUAUACACUGCUUUUCAAAAUACCUAGCUUGGUAUUGCAUAUUGAACCAUAUACCAAGCUUAGCUAGUAUAUGGUUCAAUAUAUGUAUUUUUGUUGUUCCGCCCUACUUUUAAUAAUAUUGUAUCAUGAUAUGAUUCAAUCAAAAAUAAGACAUACAAUUGUAGUUAUUAUUAUC